CCCCUGUGCUUAGAGAGACAAUUUAAGAGAGAGAAAGAAAAGGGCUAGAGAGAGAAGGGGGGAGAGAGAGAGAGAGGACAGAGAAAGCGAGGGGGCGGGGCAGCCGUUCGAAAAAAUGGGCACCAACAACCAUGUAGAGCCGAAGAGGAGGAAGAAGAAGGGCCGCCCUUCUCUCCUCGACCUCCAGAAACGUAGCCUCCGACUCCAACACCAACAAGAACAGAAGAAAAACCCUAACCCUAACCCCAAUCCCAACCCCUACCUCCGAUUCCCCGCCUCCUCCUACUCCUCACCCGGCCGCCGCGCCACCCGCCGGAACCUGAGUCCCGACCCCGGCGCCGACGCCAACGCAGCCCCAGACGACGACGAGGAUGACGACGAUUCCACCGGAAGGAGGAAAGAGAAGAAGCUCCGUUUCGUCCUUCGCAUCCCCGCCCACGGCGCCAAUUCCGCCUCCGAUUCCGACGGUGCCGCCGCCGGCGCAAGGAAGCGCAAGAUCGAUGCCUUGGUCGCCGAUCGGGAUGAGCUAGAAAGGCGGAAUUCUGCCUCGAAAGCGACGGAUCCUUCCCAAGAUUCCGGGCCCACGACUCCUUUGCCGGACAAAAAGUUGUUGGUUUUCAUCCUGGAUAGGCUGCAGAAGAAGGAUAGCUAUGGUGUUUUUUCGGAGCCUGUGGAUCCAAAUGAGCUUCCGGAUUACCAUGAUAUCAUUGAGCAUCCAAUGGAUUUUGGAACCAUCCGGAAGAAGCUUUCAAGUGGAGCAUAUGCGAACUUGGAACAGUUUGAGAAAGAUGUUUUCUUAAUUAGCUCAAAUGCAAUGCGAUACAAUGCACGAGAUACAAUUUAUUAUCGACAGGCACGAUCCAUCCAAGAGCUUGCAACAAAGAACUUUGAGAAUCUUAGACAAGAAAGUGAUGAUAAUGAGCCAGAACCAAAGCCUGUGCGGAGAGGCAGGCCGCCAAGCAAGAAAACUGUCAAACAAUCAGUCGGCAGGCCUCCUUCUGAUCGUGUUGGUUCUGAUUUCUCCCCUGGUGCAACACUUGCCAGUGCUGGAGAUAAUGGUCACUUCUCGAACUUGGCCAAUGAUUUGUCGAGAAGAGGGUCGGCGGUGGAUAAGCCUAGGAUUGCAGAUUUACCUGGAGGAGCGUAUCAUCUUCGCAAUGCCGAUACUCAUAGUUGGAUCAGUGGGCAUAGAACAGAGAGAAAUGAAGAUUUUUCAGGUUCUGGGAUGAAGAAUGUUUCAACGAAAUAUGGAAAGAAACUUUCUGCUAUAGAUGAAAAUCGUCGCAAUACAUAUAAGCAACCCCAGCUGUCAACCUCUGUGUAUGAGCCAGCAGUCUUAACUGCAUUGGACGGGGAGAGGAAGCAGCUGGUGCCAGUGGGUCUUCAUAUGGAGCAUGCAUAUGCACGGAGCUUGGCUCGAUUUGCUGCAAACCUUGGCCCCAUUGGUUGGGAAAUUGCUGCCAAACAGAUUCAACGAGCGCUUCCUCGUGGGAUGAGGUUUGGCCCUGGAUGGGUUGGCGAAAGCGAAGUGCCACAUCAAUCUCGGCCACUACUUUCUACAUCUCUGCUUUCUGCAUUCCAACCAAAGAUUACAUCGCCCACCAUGACAGUAUCAACAGCUGAACCUUCCAAUAACUUGACUGCUGAGGGAAGCCAGGUUAUCACGAGUGUUCCACUACCGGCUUUGACAUGUGCUGUGCCAAGCAGACCCACCAACUCCACAGAUCGCUCAGAGCCUGCAGCAGUGGUUAACUAUGGAAGCCUAGGGAAUAGUGGUGGUGUUAUUCAGCCCAAGACUCUUCAUCAGAAUGCAGCAAUUCAACCUAAUGUGAAUGGUUUCAAUACCUCUUUGGUGUUUAAUCUGCCUUCUCAUGCUGGAAAAGUGCUUAGACCAUCCAGGCCACCUGGGAGCUCUUGUCCAACAGAGGUAAUGAAUACCUAUGCUGGAGCUUUCGGUGCAGUUUCUAGAAGCAACAACAGUCACAUCAACCAGGCACCUUUGAACCAAUCAAAUGCGGACAAGAUGGUGGUGCGUAAUCCAAGUUCAUCGUCAAAUUCUGGCAGUCACUUCCUGGGUUCUGGCCACAGUUCUCAAGGGCCAUGGCGGGGCUUGUCGAAUGCGAAGCCUGGUUCUGUCUCCCCUGAUCUAAACGUUGGGUUCCAGUCAACGGGGUCACCAGUGCCAGGUGUUUUGGUAGAUUCCCAGCAUCCUGAUUUAGCAUUACAGCUAUGAUGGUGUAACUUAAUCCAUCCCCUGUUUGGCGUGGACGGAGAGAUAAGUCUUGAAUUUGCUAGGUGAUGUCGAAGUGGAUGGAGAGUGAUACAGGGGAUGGAUGGUGAAUUUUUUUUAACAAUUAUUCAUACCAGCAUUGUGUUGUAGAAGUUCUGAGGGCGCAUUUGUACAGAUUAAUUAAAAUUAAAAUUAAUUCUCCAGAUGAAACUGUUUCAUAGUUGUAUUGAAUCCAGGGUUUAAGAAUACAGAUUCUGCUUUCAUAUCCA
This is a messenger RNA of Phoenix dactylifera (date palm), 2499 nucleotides long. RefSeq lists its product as uncharacterized. The record is from RefSeq and is a predicted model, not a curated record. Gene Ontology annotation, molecular function: protein binding. Lineage: Eukaryota; Viridiplantae; Streptophyta; Magnoliopsida; Arecales; Arecaceae.